AUAAAGCCAAGGGACCUUUUUUACUAUUGUCUCAAAACCAAGAACUGAAAAUUCGUUUCUUGAUCUCCAUCACUGCAUCAGAAAGCCAACCUUUUUUACGAUUUGAAGAAAGUUGAUAACUUUAUACCAAAAAUUAGAAAUUCCAUUUGUGAUCUACAGUUGGUUAAUGGAAUAUCAAUGUUUCCGAGCCCCACUUCAUCUGAGAUUGGGAAUCAUACUGUCACUCCUAGUUGGUAUUGGCUAUUGUAAACAUACGUCUCGAUACUUCUCGGAGGUGGGCAGCUAUAAAUAUAUCACAGAAACAUACUUUCAGAAAUAUGAUACCUUAGUUGAUGAUGCUUUCCAAAAUUUCAUAUCCAACGAGCUUUCUCACGGCUUCUGUGAAAAACAGAAUAUUGUGCCAAAACUGUCUGUUCUGCAGAGACAGUUAAUUGGUGAAGGUUCUCACCGACGUCUAACUUCUUCCAUUAGAAUUGAAAUCCAACCAGAAGUUUUGUCUAAAUCCCCCUCGCUCUUCUGUGAGUCCAUACUUGUUGAGAGACUGCCUUUUGGGGUAUUUGCUGACCCAUUUGAGCUAGAACAUCUCACACAGCGUGGUGAGUUUACCGACGCUUCUGCAUUCGGGGACACAGAUUUAGAAUUGCCUACUGUGCGGGCAAAUCGAUCCAUUGUAGAGGUUCACAUGGCUUUGGGCGCUAGUACCAAGACUGAAUGGGAACUCAACAUUGAGCUUCCAUUACAUGCACGCUAUGCGCCCUUAGGAAAACAUGGUUACACGAGAGUUGAAUUUGGGUCUCCUGAUUUGCUUUUACGCUGCGUUGUGGAAAGUGAUUCCCAUAAUCAAAGCUGUAUAUUUUCAUCAGCCAAUGCCGGUGUUAGAUCCAGUUCUGCUGCUACUGUCUGGGAAGUACCUUCUGGAAUUGUGGAACACACAAAACUCGUGUCUGUUCUUACUUUUAUUUCAGCAGUUGUUGGUGCUUUCUCAAUUGUAUUGGCAUGUCUCUUUCCUUCAGAAUUUUCAGACUACAAAGAUUCCAAACAAUCUUAGUAUGCUUAAGGUUUGUAUGUCAUGUAGAUUAUUUUCUUUAGUUACUGGGAAGAGUAUCACUAUACAUGUACUUUCAUAUUUUUAUUUUUGUUAUGUCAAACAUGCUAUUCAACAUAUAUGAUUUUCUUGUUUUUUA
Erigeron canadensis is the source of this 1184-nucleotide messenger RNA. RefSeq lists its product as uncharacterized. The record is from RefSeq and is a predicted model, not a curated record. Gene Ontology annotation, biological process: GPI anchor biosynthetic process. Lineage: Eukaryota; Viridiplantae; Streptophyta; Magnoliopsida; Asterales; Asteraceae. The coding region runs from base 167 to 1048 and encodes 293 amino acids. Gene Ontology annotation, cellular component: endoplasmic reticulum membrane. The transcript has 6 exons.